This is a messenger RNA of Portunus trituberculatus (swimming crab), 1072 nucleotides long. It is a transcript of the gene Prosalpha3, whose product is annotated as proteasome subunit alpha type-4-like. Bases 116 to 910 code for a protein of 264 amino acids. The record is from RefSeq and is a predicted model, not a curated record. The transcript has 5 exons. Gene Ontology annotation, biological process: ubiquitin-dependent protein catabolic process. Gene Ontology annotation, cellular component: proteasome core complex, alpha-subunit complex; nucleus; proteasome core complex. NCBI's taxonomy places the organism in Eukaryota, Metazoa, Arthropoda, Malacostraca, Decapoda, Portunidae.
AAAAAGAAAGACAUGCGCAAGAAGACCGUCAGCUGUCAAGAUGGCGGUGAAUGUACACAAACGCUGAGUAAUACUGACACAAGGCGGCCGGUGCGUGCUUCUCCAGGCUUGAAUAAUGGCUCGCCGCUAUGACUCGAAGACCACCAUCUUCUCCCCCGAGGGUCGGCUGUACCAGGUGGAGUACGCCAUGGAGGCCAUCGGACACGCCGGAACCUGUCUUGGGAUUCUGGCCAAGGACGGCAUUGUGUUGGCCGCUGAGAAACGCAACACCAACAAACUCCUGGAUGACGUCUUCCUCUCUGACAAGAUAUACAAAAUUGAUGAGGACAUGGCAUGCUGUGUAGCCGGCAUCACCUCUGACGCCAACGUGCUGACCAACGAACUGCGCGCCAUUGCCCAGCGACACACACUUCAGUUCGGCGAGCCAAUCCCUUGCGAACAGCUUAUCAUGCGGCUGUGUGACAUCAAGCAGGCGUACACUCAGACUGGAGGCAAGCGUCCAUUUGGUGUGUCGAUCCUCUACAUGGGGUGGGACAACCGGCACGGCUACCAGCUGUACCAGAGCGACCCAUCCGGCAACUACUCCGGCUGGAAGGCAACCUGCAUUGGUAACAGUAGUACGGCAGCCGUGUCCAUCCUGAAGCAGGAGUACAAGGUUGGUGAGACAGACCUGCAUGAGGCACUGUUGCUGGCGCUGAAGGUGAUGAGCAAGACGCUGGACAUGACCAAGCUGAACGCCGAGAAGCUUGAGCUGGCCACGUUGGUGAGGAAGGCGGAGCAUACAGAGAUCAUUGUGAAGCCCGUGGAGGAGGUGAAGAAGCUGAUCAAGGAGCAUGAGGAGCGUGAGGCGGCGGCCGAGGCAUCCAAGCAAGACAAGUCCACCCCCAGUACAAGCAAGCCUAAAGCCUAGCCUAGCCUAGCCUUGUGAAGUGAAGUGAAGGUAAUAGUCUGUUUUCAAAAUCUGAGCCUGUUAUGGUUAUUGCAUCAAGUGCUGUACUGAUAUCCAAGGUGUCUUGUGGCAACUUUACCUUUUUUUUUUUUUUUUUUUUUUUUUUUUUUCCUUGUGAGAGAU